Molecule: messenger RNA, 4870 nt
Organism: Agelaius phoeniceus (red-winged blackbird)
Lineage: Eukaryota; Metazoa; Chordata; Aves; Passeriformes; Icteridae
Source: RefSeq, a predicted model, not a curated record
GGCUGCGGGGCCGGAUGGCCGAGCCGCCCGCCCCGCGCACUCGGGCGGCGGCCGGCAGCGGGCGAGCACACCGGGCGAGCCCUCCGUGCCGGGAGAGCCGGCCCUGCGGCACACGGCAGCGCCAUGGUCUCAUGGAUCAUCUCCAGGCUCGUGGUGCUUAUAUUUGGCACACUUUACCCUGCAUAUUAUUCUUACAAAGCCGUGAAAUCAAAGGACAUCAAAGAAUAUGUCAAGUGGAUGAUGUACUGGAUCAUAUUCGCGCUCUUCACCACAGCAGAGACGUUCACGGAUAUCUUUCUUUGCUGGUUUCCAUUCUACUAUGAACUCAAAAUAGCUUUUGUAGCUUGGCUGCUGUCUCCAUACACAAAAGGCUCCAGCCUCCUGUACAGGAAAUUUGUUCAUCCAACUCUUUCUUCAAAAGAAAAGGAGAUCGAUGACUGCCUCAUCCAGGCGAAGGACCGGAGCUACGACGCCCUGGUGCACUUUGGCAAGCGGGGGCUGAACGUUGCAGCCACGGCAGCUGUCAUGGCAGCUUCCAAGGUCUCUCAGCUACUCCAUUUACACUUGUAUUGGGACCAGAAAAAAGGGCAGGGACAGGGAGCCCUGUCUGAGAGGCUACGGAGCUUCAGCAUGCAGGACCUGUCGAGCAUCCGUGGGGACAGCAGCAGCACCGUCCCUCCCUCGGUCACUGUACGGACAAGCAGCAAACAGAGCCACCCAAAACCAUCCAGAAGUGCAUCAGAAGGCACUGGCAGCUCAGUGUGCACGUGUUGCUCGGUGUGCCGACUCCUCAGAGGUGAAUUAAGUGUGGACAUUAGGUAUGAGAAGCCACCUGAGACAAACUGUGAAACAAAAGGCUCAGUGUUCUCAGAUGAUGAAGAGAAUGAUUGUGCAUCCAUGAACAAAAGGCCCAAAAAGAAGGAUCCACCCCUUGAGGCACCGCCUAGGACUCUUAGACCUCGCUUCAGGAAGAAAAGUACCUCGUCCUCUGCCACUGAAACAAUGUGAGUGCAAUGAGCCAAUAGCACCAAGAUCCACAGAAUGUCUCUCUUCUGCCUUAAAGAGCUACUUGUUCAUAACCUAGGAAGCAGCAGUGGGAUGGAUGUGCUUUGAUGUACAGCACUGUAGACAUGGCCUUUCUCCUCCCCUCUCCACGUCCUUCUGUGGCACUCUGCUGAUGUUUGUCCCUGCUGUGGGUAGGACAGUCUGGCAGGCACCUGCAGGUGAGGGGUCCUGGUUUGGUUUGCAGAAUGUGCACCCACCCACAGUGUACAUUUACAGUUUCAUUUGUGUCUGCAUAGCUCUUGCUCUGUGAAUGCCCAGAGGAAACAACAAUAAUCAGUUACUCAUGAUGCUACAUUGACAGUGUAUUUAUUUAUGGCUUUAUCAUGGAUGAAGUGGAUUUGCAGAACCCAUGGAUUUCUCUUUCCUCCCUUCCUCCUCAAGACUGUGAAUGAUGUAACAAAUGUCAAAGUACUUUGACUGUACAAAAUGUCCAAGAUUUGUUAGAGAAAGCUGAGCUGCAACUGAGUUUUUCUGCAAGUAAAUCACAUGUUCUGAGAAAACCAUUGUGCUAAACCCACAGAGACAAAACCACUUACAGAGGAUGAGGAAGUGAUGUGCAAGAGAAAAAAAAAUUGUUUCAAUGAUGUAAUGAAGGGGGAGUCCUAAUUUCAAUCAGCCUGAGCCAGGAGAGUAUUUUGUGGAAAAUGACGUAUAGAAGAACUAAAUCCCACCACUUGUGGCCAAUGUUCUACUGCGAGUUUUAAAGUGUGAGCAAGCCAGGCUUGAGCAAGCUGCAGCAACAGAAAUUCGAAUUGCUUUAGUGAUGCAUUUCCAGGGGAAAAGACACCUUUCUUCCCUGCUGCAACAGUGCUAGUCCCAGCACUCUGCUCUGCUGCUGAGGGGCUGCUGUUCUGCUUGCAUGAGCAGAGGAGGGUGCUGGGUCUGAGCUGCUUUUUGAAGCCUGGAGUUUCUCCUGUAGCAUGGAGUUUGGUUAGAACCACAAGAACCAGAUGGAGUGGUUUAUUUGUAUCCAUAUAUAAAUGGGAAAUAUAAAAGAAGAGGAAGACAUGGUAGGGUUUGUGUAUUUGUGCUUCAAGUUGGUGUCUCUUGUAAGUGUUGAGCAUGUGAGAUUCACACAUAAGUUAAUUACGUGACCCUUUGUGUUUGCUCUUGGACCUGUCACAUAGACUAGAAAAGGAUUUAGCAUUAUGUAGGAUGUGCCAUCACCAGUGGAUCAGCACAGGGGCUCCAUGGUGUCACUGUUCAUCUGGCUCAGGUGCAGCAGCCCAGGGUGCCAAAAGCCAGCUGGAGUGUGCCAGGCUCACAGAUAACUCUGAAGUGGCCUUUGAAACCAUUUCUCUGCCAGGUGUGCAUCCAUAUCCCAGCUGCCCACCUGGUGGGUCCCUGAGGUCACCCCCACAGCUUCCUACAUGUGUGGGGCAGAAAGAAAUAAAUUACAUGCACACAGAAAUGUUUAUCUGACCUGGCUAGGAAAUGGAAAAUCAAGCAGGUGUUUCCUGUGUCUGCCACAGUAUUUGGCCUCAUUACACGAGAAUUUUAUUUCCAUGUGCUGAUUCAGUCAUAUUUUGCAAAUUUUGAAAAAUUCUCCAGAAAUUAAACUAAAAAAAAAAAACCCAAACAAACCUGUCUAAAGAGCAGUUACAGAAGAGUUGGUCCUUGGAAGAUACUCAGCAAAAGCUUUGAGAAGCUAAGCUAAUGUAUUUUAGUUCUAAGCAGCUUUAGAGUUUAUUUGAUUUCUUUUGGCUAACAUUAAAAAGAAAUAGGAAAACUGCCUGCACUGUUAGCAGAAAAUAAAAUCCUGUUGCAAGCAAGCCAUGCUUCCCUGCUAUGCAAUGGGCUGCUGUAAGAUAAAAAAGAAGCUGACAAGUUUGCACUCAAUUAUGCCAAAUAACCCCAACAACAUAGAGCUGCAUAACAUCUGACAAGUUCUAAUCUCAGCCACGCUGUAUUAACAUUGAUUCUCACUAAAACUAUUUAAUGUGUGUCUAAUCUGCUGUUUUACUGUAAACUUGACUGUUUAGCAUUUCUUAAGUGCUGAGGUGAAAUGUUGACAAGGGAGUUGCCUUAUAUCUCUCAAAACAUUCACUGUAUAAAUGAGAAAAAUAAACCUUUUCAUAUCUCUGGAAAAGAAAAACUGUAUUAUCAACGGAGCUGUAUAUUUGCAUAUAGAUAGACAGAAAUGUGAAUGCCUGACCUCGUGCACUCGUGCUCCUUGUGCUCCAGUGCCCUGUACAGACGAGAGCAGCCACUCGCUUUGAUUCCUCACCUUCCUCGCACAGGUUGUUUACAGGGGCUGUCCCCAGCCUGUCAGCUCGGUGUCACAGCUGCUGUGUUCAUUCCGGAUAAACACCACCCGUGAAGUCUUUCUUUUGUUCCAGCUUUUCUCUGGAGCCUCUGGCAAUGAGCGAGUCCGGUUCGGUGAUUCUCGCCUUCCUGCGCUGCUGCUGACCCCUCCUGGCAAACCGGGGUGUGCAGGAGAGAUGGAUGGAUGGAUGGAUGGAUGGAUGGAUGGAUGGAUGGAUGGAUGGAUGGAUGGAUGGAUGGAUGGAUGGAUGGAUGGAUGGAUGGAUGGAUGGAUGGAUGGAUGCUUUCUAGGCAUGUGUUGGAAAGGAGCAGUUCUCAGCUCCCUUCCCGCUCCAGCUCUGGGUGUGCAGGCUGGUUGAGCACUUCCAGAUCUCCCCUCCUAAAAUCAAGCAAUCUUUCAGCUGAUGGUUUAAAAUAGCGGAUCUGGCUCAAUUUAAAAAGCCCAGUUUUGGGGCCUUUCAGGCAGCUGGCCCCUACCAUCAGUCCUGUAGGGCAGGCAGCAUGUCCUGAUGUCGCAGAGAGGGCUGAGAGAGUGGAACUCUGAAGAGAACAGGCCAGCCCAAGGAAACAGCCUUUACCCAGCUCAAGGCUCCAGUGAAAACUGCAUUAUUUUAAUCACAUAAAAUUGAGGCUGAGGGGAGAGAAACUGCAGCUGGAGGUGGUCUGUGGUAAACAGGCCUGUGAAUGACCUCCCCAAUUUACAUAAAAUCAUGCAGUUAUGAAGAAAUAAGCCUGGAGCAGCCCAGUGCUCCCCUCUGUGCCUCCUCUCCUGCCAUAGGGGUCAGCAUCAGCACAGCUCCAGCAGUCACCAACUGCUGAAUCAGGAUCCCACGAAUAACAAGACAGACUUCACAUGUGUCCCUGUCACCCUGGAAUGAAUCAACCUAAAAACCUUGUGGAAGUGCAAACCCAGCACAGAAGGGAAGAGAAUCAGGCAAUUUAUUCCUGCUAGGAGGGAGAAAGCUGCUUGGAGACAACACUUCUCCUGUAAACAACCUGCUGCCUCUGGCUGCCGGCGAGUCCUCGUGUCGUGAUGAACCCUUGUGCUCCUCACCCACAGUCUCCCUUUUGCUGUUAGUUUCAGGUUCCUGUUUUGCAUCCAGCACAUUUGAACUAGCAGAGAACACAUCGGGAUUUGCGUUUAGACAAACUAUUUAAGGCUCAUAAUUGUGCACUUGGUGUGAUUUCUUUCCUGUGAUGGGUAGAAAAGGUACACUCGAUGCCUCACAAGGACAGCCAUUACCAACAGAAUUCCAAAGGCUGAUGUUUUGCUGGUUUUGUUAUACUGCUUGAUAUACAUCUUGAAUAAAGUCUUAAUCUUUUCUUUAUUAAAAAAAAAAGAACAAAAAACAAAACCAAACAUCUUUAGUCUGUUCAAUGUAUCUGGCAGGCCAGAAUAAUCACUUUGAUUGCUGUAUUAUUUUUAUCUGAAUUCUGGCUGACUGUAUAUAGAUGUAUUCACUAAGUGCUGCAUGUCCUUCAGAACUUUCUGUAUCAUGAACUGGAAAAAAGAACAAAAUACAGCUACUGAACACUCUGA